ACGACCUUUGCUGGCGUUUCGUCCUCCGAACAAGCCGGCAUUCUCGUUAUUGCCAAUCUAUUUUUUUAUCUUCACAUGCCUAGCUUUUAAAUGACCUCUAUUCCUCCAAAAACCCGGUCGAAGCGGGCUGAAGGGGCUGUCUUAAGUGGUCGACCGCGAACAGCCUGUGACGCAUGCCGGUCUCUCAAAGUGCGUAUAGUUGGAGAUGAUAGGUUCUAACUUGUACGCCAAUUGUACUCAGUAAGCUAACUGUCGUAACUAUCUAUUUUCAAUAGAUACGAUGUAGUAACGAUGGAUCAUCGUGCAAGAGGUGCAUACGACUCCAACGACAGUGCACCUGGCGACGCAGUCCAAACAAUAAAGAAGGCGAUAAUGGUCCAGUAUCUACAUCAAAUACUGUGCUUUCUCAUCUUGGAGCGCCUCUAGAGCGACGACACAGCCAAUCAAAGACUGAUUCUGAAAUACCACCACCGCUGCUAUCGAAUCUCGUCGACGAAUACCUUGCUCACGGCUUCUAUGCCAACUUGCUUUUCCACCCACAACUGUUAAGAGAUGAUCUUGCACAGGAUAAAGUCGACCAGCAUGUUAUUCUCGGCAUGUGUGCAUUGGCAUCCAUCUCUUAUGCAGAUGCCAGCGGUCGAAAUUACCUUGUAGAUGAUGGUUUUUCCUAUAAAUGGGCCGACCAAGCCAGCGUACUCGUACUGAGUGAGCUAAUGUCGCCUACUGAGAAUACUCUCGUUUCGCUGAUCAAUUUGACACUCUUCUGGUACUGCCAGGGGCACUGGAAGCGAUCUUUUGUGCUUGGAUUAAAUUGCAUUGGCGUCAUCCGCGUCCUUGGUCUUGAAGAUUUAGUCUCAAAUAACGAGGCUUCGCUUACGGCAGAAAUCUCUAGACGAAGACUUUGGGGAGCCUUGAUUCUUAGUAUAACUUCCGGAAGAGACGACGUUCUAACAAUGACGGGGCCGGUAAUGCAGGCUCUGCCGCUACCAUGCGAUGACGACGCCUUUGCCAGGGGAGAAGUGUCGCUGCCGCUGCUUACAAUGACGGACAAUGGUCGCAGCCCAAGCUUUUUUGCCGAGUUCAUUCGAAUAUUUAACCUUUGGCAAGCGGUGCACAUGUUUGUACAAGAUACCAAGCUGCACGGGGAUGAUAAGAGCACCAAAAUGCAAAGCCUUGACGCAAGGCUGCACGAGUGGAAUCGUAAUCUACCCAGCCGAUUCUUAUUGACACCUUCAAAUAUUGGCAGCGCAUCAUCGGUCAUUGUGGCGCAGAUAGUGCUCUUGCAUAUACACUUCCACCAGUGUCUCUGCGUUCUGCAUUCUUCUGUUGUGCCACUGUUUACGUUUGGGGCAGCAAGUGAUGUUCAGCCUCAUUUCCAAUCUGUAUCAGCCCAGUUAUGUUUCGAUCAUGCCAACCAAAUCUCCAGCACAUUUGAACUAGCACUCGAUUGGUGCACAUCGCACGCAUAUGGCUUCGUUGGCUAUGCAGCAUACUGCGCCACAGCGAUCCAGCUGCCUUUUCUACAAUGUAGUGACGAAACAAUCAGUCUACGAGCACUAGCAAAUAUAGCAGUCAAUAAUCGCGUCAUACACGGAGUUGCUAAACGAUGGAGAUUCGUCGCUGGUCUGGAAAAACACAUCAAAGUUUUACGACAAUACCACGAAAGCUAUGGAUCUACACUCGCUGAUCGUCCCGUCGGGCUGCCCUCAUCACAGCUAAACGAGAGCAACGGUAGUUUCACACGAACAAGAGCGUCCAUUCUUACCCAUAACGAUCUUAUAUUUUCAACAAAAUCUCUUCCUGACGACGAUAAUGACUCACAGCAUCUUAACGUCGAUAAGGAGCUAGAAGAGUGGCUACAAAACCAAGCAAUGUUCACGCAGCAUUUUGGCGACAGCGACUACAUGCAGUGCGGCCUUUUAUUAGAGCCAUUUUAUCUAUUAGAUGAUCUAAACGUCUUUCCAAGUUAAUAUCUCGAGGAAUACCUUAGCGGAAAGUGUCUGAUUUUCGGGACCCCCCAAAUACGGCCAAAACACUCUCAUACAAACGUAUUUAUUUAUCAAGAUACGUUAUAUGCUACAUUAGAAACGUAAAAACUUGUAGAGUACGUGUGAUUAUCUCUAAAAUUCUAAAAUAUAAUAAUGUUUUUGUUUAUACAAACAAACAAACGUUCUUUUUAUCUUUGGACGUCCGAAAAAUCAGCG
This is a messenger RNA of [Torrubiella] hemipterigena, 2204 nucleotides long. Lineage: Eukaryota; Fungi; Ascomycota; Sordariomycetes; Hypocreales; Clavicipitaceae. The record is from the annotation of a GenBank genome assembly.